This is a messenger RNA of Drosophila serrata, 1017 nucleotides long. Its product is annotated as tRNA pseudouridine synthase-like 1. NCBI's taxonomy places the organism in Eukaryota, Metazoa, Arthropoda, Insecta, Diptera, Drosophilidae. Gene Ontology annotation, molecular function: RNA binding; pseudouridine synthase activity. Gene Ontology annotation, biological process: tRNA pseudouridine synthesis. The record is from RefSeq and is a predicted model, not a curated record.
AUUAGUCAAGUUCCGGAAACGCAAUCAGCUGGUGCUUGGCAGAGGCACAGUGCUAUAUAACAUGAACAGGUACUUGCUGAACAUUUCCUACAUUGGAACGACUUUUCGUGGUAUUCAGAAGACCGUGAACAAGUCUGAGCAGGCGCGGCUGGAUACUAAUUCCGUUCAGGGCUGCUUGGAGUUGGCCCUGCAAGUUUUCCGUCCCGCGAACGAGAUACAGACUGUGCUCUCCAGUCGCACAGACGCAGGUGUCCAUGCCCUGCACUCAACGGUGCACGUUGACUUGGAGCGGCGGGAUGGUCAGCCGUACGACACCAGCACACUGACUGGUGUACUCAACCGGACGCUCGAUAAGCAGCGCCUUCCGAUUCGGGUACUCAGCACACGGCUGGUGGCCGACUCCUUCCAUUGUCGCUACCACGCUAUCGGGCGAACCUACCUGUACCGCAUAGCCGUGGCGAAGACACCGCCCGCUACGGAUGAUAGUCACAGGCUGCGAAACCGGGGAUACGAGGCCUUUAUACCCGUGGAGGAAAUCGAUCGUUGUUUCUUCUUGCAGAGCCAAAACCCUAGCUUUGAUAUCGAACGAGUCCGAUUGGGGGCUCAGAUGUUUGUUGGUGUCCACGACUUUCGCACCUUUAUGAGCGUCAGCCGCCAGAAGGGCCCAACCCGCGACCAUCCCAUGUUCACGCUGCGUAAGAUCGACGAGAUCAAUAUACUUCCCGGCCGCUCUCUGUCACUGUCCUCGAACGCCAAGGUGGCCAACGAGACCUACGACUACUGGGACAUCGAAAUUAAGGCCAAGUCCUUCCUGUACAAACAAGUGCGUCGUAUCGUGGGCACUUUGAUAGCCCUGGGCAGCGGCCGUAUCGACGAGAAGUGCAUCUAUCAGAUGCUGACCAUUCCUUCAAAGAACUCGUGGGAUCAUCGGAUACACCUGGCGCCGGCCUGCGGCCUCUACCUGUGCCGAGUGCACUACCGCGAAGAAGCGGACAACUAGGAGGGCUAUUAUGAUAC